AUUGAAUCAGAGAAUAAACACGAAACACAUUAACAUUCUGAAGUGACUCUUACGAGUGAAUACAUAUUACCAUGCAGAAAUAUCUUAUCGUCUCACUUUGCAUUAUCGCUACAUUUAUUGCAGUAGAAGCAAGACCUUGGUAUGAAGACACUAGCUACGAUACCAGUGGUGAAGAUUCUAACGAUGAAUUCUCAGAACAUGGAUAUUCAGAACAGGCAUUCGGUUCUGGGUAUCGUAGUGAUCCCGGAUAUGGAAAUAGAAUUGCAUCUAACAGCAGAAGUUUACGUGGAUAUGGCAGCAGUAGUUAUGGUAAUAGUGGAUCUAGGGGAAAUGGAGAUGGCAGCAGUGGAUAUGGUAACAACGGAUAUGGCAGCAAUGGAUAUGACAGCUAUUCACGUGGCGGCAAUGAAUAUGACAGCAAUUCAUAUGGCAACAAUGGAUAUGAAGGCAAUGGAUAUGGCAACAACGGAUACAGUAACAAUGGAAAUGGCGCCGGCAUGAGACGCAGUAACGACCGCAGAAAUGGCCACAGUGAUUUCGAUGACAGUGGCUUCGUACCAAGAUCAUGUCCACACUGCAAGAUCAAUAACUUAGGUAAUGGGAAUAACAAUAGACACACCUUCAACGUGCCCAAUGAAGCAUUCAACUAACUUUAAGACGUUGUUGUUAUAUUUAAUUGCAUAAUUCAAUAAAAUAUUAUUAAGUACCA
Messenger RNA from Melitaea cinxia (Glanville fritillary), 709 nucleotides. Its product is annotated as N66 matrix protein-like. The coding region runs from base 72 to 650 and encodes 192 amino acids. The record is from RefSeq and is a predicted model, not a curated record. The transcript is spliced from 3 exons. Lineage: Eukaryota; Metazoa; Arthropoda; Insecta; Lepidoptera; Nymphalidae.